AUGUCCCUUGAAGAAUUACUCACUCUGUAUGGGGUGCCCACUUCUGGAUUAAGCAUCCAAAUCCCGUCAACACAAAACAAUAAUCGAGCUAGUCGCGCUAGCCGUGCUUCUCACCGUCGUUCCACAGCUUCCACUUCCCAUUCGGAUAGCGCCACUAUCACCGGGGCCACAGAGAACAAUGUGAUAGGCCCCGUUGACAUGCGCGAUUCGAGGUCACUCUCGCCGACCGUAAAACGAAGUCGGCGCUCUAAUGCAUCUCCAUCACCCGUCACACCGAAUGCAACAGAGACUGUUCCCGAUUCGGAUCAUUCCAUUACUAAGAGAAAAUCUGUUGGUCCGUCAACCGAGCGUACCAAAGAUGGUGGAAAGGAUCAUCCAGUUACCACAGCAGAGGUUCAUGAGUCUGGCAGGACUUCCCGUCGACGUGCUGCAAACGCGCACGGUAACGCGGAAAAAUCAGGAUCACAAGAGUUGAACACUGCACCCACCGAAUCCUGUGCUCCUUUGCUGACAACAAAUGCUACCGCCACAGCGGCAUCCUCGGACGAAUCAUCCAGAUCGGUUCCCGCAACUGUUAGUUUAGAUACUCCUGCAGCGGAACAAAAUCCCGUUUCCAUUGAAUCUAUGCCGGGAUCAGAAAACCCCGAUGUGGAAUGUGAGGAGAGUCGAGAUAGUGUCAGAGAGGAUAGCUAUUCAGCCCGCUUUUGGCAGAGAGCUAUAGGUGGAGGCGAAUCCCCUCCAUCGUAUAACUCCGAUGAGGAUGAGGAUUAUGCACCAAGUGUGGAAAGUGGGCACGAUUGGCGUGGGGAAAUCCAUGUUGGCGAUGAAUACCAGGCGUCAGUACCUCCUUUUAAUGCCCACCCGGGCGAGCUAGUGGACUGGUGGGAUACUCGUCGUUUCGAGAUUGAAUCCAGUUUAUUAUGGCAGCCAGGAAAACUGCCGGAAACAGAUGUGGUCCGAUUUGAACGUUUGUUUGCCCAGACCGUGAUGUUCCCGUUGCCAAGUGAACGAACAGUUGACGAUGAAGAGGUGAGUAUGCACCUUUGA
This is a messenger RNA of Echinostoma caproni, 1047 nucleotides long. The record is from the annotation of a GenBank genome assembly. NCBI's taxonomy places the organism in Eukaryota, Metazoa, Platyhelminthes, Trematoda, Plagiorchiida, Echinostomatidae.